Molecule: messenger RNA, 5699 nt
Organism: Monosiga brevicollis MX1
Lineage: Eukaryota; Choanoflagellata; Craspedida; Salpingoecidae
Exons: 13
Coding region: 1-5574 (1857 amino acids)
Source: RefSeq, a predicted model, not a curated record
AUGCUGAUUGUGGCCGUGUCUAGUCCCGCCCAUGCCGAUCCAGCACAUCAAACGCGCAUAUUUGUGGCGAUAGCUCUUUCCACCGACCUCUCGGUGCCUGCCGUCAACCAAGACAGUUAUUGGCUCGCCUGGUCGGUUGUUUCCUCUUUUGGCGGCACUUUCAGCGCCACCAUGCUCGCAGUGGACGACGUGCCAGUGCCUGAAAGCGUCUAUACCACCUCCUCCCUCUACAAAAACCUCCUGAGCGCCGUUGUACUCCCAGCUCAGGCCGGUGAAACGGCUGGUCCAACCAUCUCCGUCCUUUAUCGGGGAAAUGGUCAGCUGAGCACCAAUGCAUACGAACCCCUCGAUGAUUCCACCGGUUUUCGCUACACGGGCAUGGCAUUGGCCCAGUUCUGCCAAACAAAGCUCCUCGCCAACGCCAGUCAAGACGCCUUCACCCUGGCUGGCGAUAACAACUGGCACACAGCCCUCACGGCCAACGUGCAGACCACUGCUACCGACGCCACCGUCCUGGUUUGGUACGCUAUGGCCUACACUCUGAGCUCGUCCCAGUCCGUUUUCUCCCGCCUGCUGGUCGACGGUUCCAACCAUGUCGGAUCAGCGGCUGCAAGUGGCAUGUCUACCGCGGCCACCAAUGCCGCUGCAGCGCUCGUCACUCUGAAUGUUUUGAGCAACGAUGAUACACAUGCCAGUCUGUUUGCCCUUGAGCUACCGCCCAGUGCUCAAGUCUUGGCAUCGCGGGAGAUUGCUCAGGAUGGGUUGACUCUCAACGGCUUUGACGCCUGGACCAUGCUCGAUACUCCGAUGGCAUUUGAUCUCGUGGAGCAAACAACCGUUCUUGUCUUCUGGCAAAUGGCCGUGGAAAGCGGCCAGCUACUGACGGCACAUGCCGUGGUCGACGGUGAAAGCCUUGGGCGAACGCGCUGCAUCAACGGAAACGCUCGCUACUUGACCUGCCGUGGCAUGACCACCGUCACGCUUGAGGCCGGGUCUCACUCUCUACAGAUCCGAUACCGUACCCCAGGCGCGUCUACUUUUGACAGCCCCUUUGAAGCCCGUACACUGUAUGCCAUUGCCCUUCCAGACUGCCCUCCGCCUCAGGGGCCACCGCCCAACGUCACAUGUCCUACAGAGUCCCUAUCCAUUAACACACAAAUGAAUGCCAGUUACGGCGUGCUGAAUCUCACCGCAGACUACGAGGUGUCCACGGACAACGCGACGGUCACCUUCCAUCCCGCCCUGGAGGCCCUCCCGCUGGGCCAAAACACAGUCAACCUCUCGGUGACCGACGACGACAACCGCACGGCCAGCUGUACAUUCAACGUAUCCGUGGUCGAUGAUCAGCCGCCCUUUGUCUUUUGUCCCGACGACAUAACCAUCCCGACGCUACAAGGCAUGAAUUACAGCCUUGUGCCCUCCUUUAACACCUCAGCAUCGGACAAUUCAGGCGCCAUUCCAGCCAUCACGCACGAUGGCGCCGCUGGUGAUCAAGUUCAACUUGGGUCGCCCAAGAUUAUCAUGUCCACGGCCACGGAUGCUGCUGGCAAUGCUGCCAGCUGUACCUUUUUCGUUACAGCACAGGAUAUUGAGCCUCCCGUCAUUUCUUGCCGCAAUAAGGUGGCAAACGUCAGCCUAGGCGAGGAUAGUGUUAUCCUGGGCAACACCACGUAUGCCACGGCUUCCGACAACAGCGGCGUUGUGCAGCUGAACUGCUUUGUGGCAGAAGAUUAUGCCUUUCGCGUUGGGAAUCAUCUGGUGAGCAGCAAACUCGGCCUCUCAUCUGUUUUCUCAUGGUGUGGGCCUCAUCCGCUGCUCACCCCACCAUAUCUGUCCGACGCUUGCUGUUUCAUUCGUCAGGUCACAUGCAUGGCAGAGGACGGUGCAGGGCUAACUGCAUCAUGUCACUCGAUUAUUUCUAUCCGAGACUACGAGGCUCCCACGUGCCCGACAUCGCGUCGCACCUUGAUUGUAGCCAACACCUCCUAUGCCCUGAUGUACAGCGAUCUGGGCAUUUCAGACAAUGCUGACGCUGCGUUGGACAUUGACUGCUCUGUGCCCGAGGAGACUUUUAUCCCCUUUGGCCCUGAAGAGGUGUUUGCUUGUGUGGUCGAUCUCCUGAUUUUGCCCGCAGACCCCGUCGCCGUCGACCACAGCCCGCCUGUGCUGCAGUGUCCUUCAGCCUUGCCCGAUCAGGAACUCCCUGCCUACGCCACCAGUAUGCCUGCAAACUACAGCCUACCGACCGCGUCUGAUAACAUCUACGUGUCAGCUAUUGCUUGCACUCCUGCUCCCGGGGAAGAGCUACCCCACGGCGCAAACAGCAUCGAGUGCACCGCAUGGGAUGUGGCGAACCUGACCGAUCGGUGUGAAUUUCAGGUGUAUGUGCGUGACAUGGUCCCUCCCACCAUCUCAUGUCCCGCAGACAUCUCCAUCAAUGGGGCCCCGGGCGAGUAUGCCGUGCGCGUUGCGUAUGAUCCGCCUGUCGCAUCGGACAACAUGGACUUGCCUGAUGUCGAUGCUGUGGGAUGCUUGCCCGUGUCUAAUUCCAGCUUCUUGAUUGGUGGCACGCGUGUGGAAUGUGAGGCGCGUGAUGUUGACAACAACACGGCCACUUGCAGCUUUGAUGUGGUGCUCCUGGACCGAAAUGCGCCCAUCAUUGCUUGUCCCAGUGAUGUGUCAGCUUGGGCGGAGGGCCCCGACUACCGUGGGGCCUUUAUGACGUAUGCUCCAGCGGUGGCCGCCGAUGAUCAAGAAACAGGCCUGCCGACGGUUACUUAUUCACAAAGCAGCGGAACCUACUUUGCUCUGGGUGCCACAAGGGUCACGGCAACAGCACGUGACGCCUCCAACAACCAAGGCAACUGCAGCUUUGUAGUGACUGUGCUGGAUAACCAGCCCCCGACUCUAACGUGCUUUGAUCCAGCUUAUCAACCAACUGCACCGUCUCUGCCCUACGCGUUUGCAGACUUGCCCGACAUACUUGCGGAAGUAUCUGACAAUUCCAACGCAACCCUGGUGGCGCAAUGCAGCGUGCAGGAAGGCCAACGUCUGGGUGCCGGCACCACACAGGUCCUUUGCUGGGCCACUGAUGCGACGGGGAAUCGGGGCUCUUGCACCACCACGGUGCAUGUGCUGGACGAGGAGGCCCCCAACAUCACGUGCAGCAACUUUACCCAGUUGGCCUACAGUGCGAGCAAUGCCUCAGCGCCCAUGACCACGCUGUAUUAUCCAGCCCCACGCGCUUCGGACAAUGUGCGAGUGGUGUCCGUGGCCUGUGACGUAGUCUUAGGAACCCCGGUCGGUCUGGGGACCACCAACGUGAAUUGUGUAGCGCGAGAUGCGGCAGGCAACAUGGCCCAAUGUUCUGUGACUGUCACCGUGGAACUGGGUGACGCCGACUGCGAGGGGGCAUGGUCAGAGUGGAGUGCGUGUGAAGGGUGUCCAGCAGGCUCCUCGUUUUCGUCCUUUAUCGUUGCAGUUCCGGCGUCAGGGGCUGGCGUGCCUUGUCCAACAAACGUCCGCCAGCGGCCCUGCAAUACAAGCUGUAGCGCUUUGACGAUGGGCUACGAGUUUGUGGCCAUGGAAGCGUACGAGGCAAACGCAACAGAAGCAACCGCAGCUGCAGCUACGGCCGUUGUAAAAGGCCUUUUGGGGCGACUCGACGAUGUGGGUACCUACGAGGUCACGGUGACGACGUUUGUCUCCCCCUGGGGCACGUUGUCGGUGGCCGUGGCUGUGGACGUGCGCACUGCGGCCCUGGCGACCAUGCGUGGCUUUUUGGUGGACAACACGGCCCUGCUGGAAGCGCUGCUGCUAGAUCGGCCGGCAAUUGCUGCCGUGGUCCCGUCGACAGCCACCCUGGUAGAAUAUGGGGAAGGAACGACGCCAGUGACCACGUCGACGACAGUUGCCUCGGGAGGUUUGGCGGGCUCGACCUCAACGACAGGCAACCCGACUGCGGUUGCCAGCAGUGGCGGCGAUGGUCUUGCCCGAGGUGGUGCCAUUGCACUGGGUGUAACCAUGGCACUCGUCAUCUUGCUUGGCGCACCAAUCAUCUACUGGCUCAAUGGUCGUUGGAUUGCGCGCCCAUCUGCCGGCGCGGACCAAGGCCCUGUCAACGAUUCCAGCUCUGAAAUGAUGGCCAGCGUGGAAACAAGAGUUGAUGUUACCCCAGCGCCACUGCUGCCCUCGGUGCAGCUUCGCUCUGACUCAAACAAUGCUGGAAUGUACCGUAUCGGGUGUGAAGCCAUCCUGUCGGCCAGCUUGGUUGACAAGAAUAUCAGCCCGGGAAAGGUGUUCAAGGAUGCCGUUUACUGGUGGUUUGAUUAUCGUCCAAAUUGCCGAACCCUUUAUCAGGCUCUUUGCGUGUUUGAAGCACGUCUAGCGUCUGCAACCUCUUUGCAAAAGCGCGUGUUGGUGAGCUGGCUGAACGACCUGGCCGCAGUAGCUCAAUUGACGCUGAAUGCUGAUGCCUUGACGAGUGCCGUGGGACCCGACGCUGGCCAUGCACCAGUGACCAACCCAACUCCACUCAAGAUCAUUGCCUGUAUGGCCAGCCACAUCACCGACAAAUAUCGACUGCAAGCUUUGGACCGGUGCUUGGCCUCAAUCCAGCGUCAAACAGUCUCGCCUCAACACGUUAUCAUCAGCUGGUCUUGCGGAACGGAGAUGCGAGCUUCCUGCGAGCUUGUGCUGGCCAAAUUUGCCUUCACAACGCUCUACAAUCAAGGAAAAAGGAGCCAAUUUGAGCAUUACGCGCGCAUCAACAAGUACCUGCAGACAGAGAUUCCUUUUGCGGCCGGCGAGGAUGUCCGUUUGCUCUUCAGCGACGAUGAUGAUCUCUGGGAUUCUCUUCGUGUGGAGCAGGUGUUGAACGCCGUCCAGGAUGAUCUUGACUACGCAGUGCACAUCCUGCCGGCUGUUUCGCCGAACGAUUCGCCAAAUGUGCAAGCCAAUCUUGAAGAUUACGGCAAUAUUCCAUUGGCCCUCAUGAAUCGUGUCGUCAGCCCAAUGAGUGGCUUUCGCCCCUCGCCAGUAGUCGAGGGAUCAAGCUUUGAGUUUUGGCAAGCUGCCAUCAAGUUGGAAGUUUUCGCACAAUUUUUUGAGCUAGCAACUGACAAAGUCCUGUCUGAUCAGUAUUGUGACUUAGGCUUUGGCGCCUUUCUGUCUGCGCAGGGCCCACGCCGGACGCUUGAUCAGGAUUUAGCUUGGUGCUACCUCUAUCGUGGUACUUCAAGCCAUGUCUUGACUUUUGAUCCGGCCAAGGCCCACAAACGACAUGUACAAAAGGCCAUCUUGGUAUCAUUUUGCGAUCCUCGCCGACUGCCCAUUGUGCUUCACCAGCUCUACGGCAGCCAAGAACAAGAAACACUGGAUGAGACCAUGUCACCAUUUCAAAAUGAUCCCCAGACAGUGGAGGCGGCGAACUUCCUGAAAACCUUCACGCUGGACGAAUUUUUGAACUUUAUCUGCCAAGCGGCGCAACACUACCAGUUAGGUGAAGAAUUUGAAGCCCUCAUCCGCAGCCACAGGGGCGAACUGGAGACGCGAGAGCGCCUCUUUGCACCAUGAGGUGCUUUGAGACUUGUCUCAGUCUUUACGCGGCUUGGCCCGUCGGGAUGAGGCUGCAGAGGGAACAGACUGGUCUUCUCAGCAGGGACGGCUCAAGGAACAAACAAUUGAUCCCUCAUGCCUAC